Messenger RNA from Mesorhabditis spiculigera, 1299 nucleotides. NCBI's taxonomy places the organism in Eukaryota, Metazoa, Nematoda, Chromadorea, Rhabditida, Rhabditidae. The record is from the annotation of a GenBank genome assembly.
AUGCCGAGUAAUAAGCGUGAAAAAAUCCCGGAGGGUACGCUCUGCGUGGUGUGCCAGGAUUUGGCGAGCGGGAUUCACUACAGCGUGGCUAGUUGCAACGGCUGCAAAACGUUCUUCCGCCGCGCCCUCGUCAAUAAGCAGACCUUUCAGUGCCAAUUCAAAGGGGAAUGCGAAGUUGGAAAAGCUGUUCGCUGUGUAUGCAGGAGUUGUCGGCUGAAGAAAUGCUUCGAGACGGGAAUGGAUCCGAAGGCCAUUCAAAACGACCGGGACAAGAUCCGGUACACCAAACAGUUGCGAAAACAGAGGGAAGCCGAGUUGGAGCGAAGGAGGCAGGAAGCCGCCAUGGUCAAAGCCGAGCCGGACAGCCCGGGGAGUAAUGCAUCGGAAAUCUACCAUACUUCCACCCCCUCAUCGUCUACGCAAGCCAACCUCGACAAUGAAUUGAGAGAAUUCGAGCAGGAGGCUACGGGCCAAAUGCGACACGUCAUCCAAGAACUCCUGCGUACCGAACUCCGAAUGCUAGCCGUCCGGAAAGCAGCCCGUUUUGAGCCAAAUUCUUCAGCAACAUCUUCGAUACACAAUCGGUGCCUACUCGACGAAGAUCAUUGGGUGGCCCUGAAUUCGAUACCUAUGAUGGGCCCUUUUGCGAAGCCGUGCAGUUUGGACUCGUUGAGAUCGUGGUUCGUCCGGGAUCUGUCGCUGAUGAUCGAAUGGGGGAAGUCAAUACGGAUGUUGAGAGAAAAGCUGUUGAUUAGUGAUAAGCUAGCCCUGAUGAAGUCCGCAGCCCCAAUAUGGCCCCUCCUCCACCUUGCCUAUUACACAGCAGAAGACGAGUUGGCGCUUUUCCCGUGUGUUAAACAAGAGCCCGGCCUCGAAAUCGGCGUCCGAUUGAACUACCCCGAUGGCUGCUACAUCGAUAGUACUUCAACGGAACUUUUGAAUGCAAGCGAUAUGUUCCACCUGCUAUACAAUGGUGUGCACAAAUUGCUGCGAGAUCUGCGAGUCGAAAAAGAGCUCUUCGUACUCUACAAACUGCUGUUGUUGCACAAUCCAGAUGCGGAAGGGUUGAGCAUGCCGGGCAAGCAGAUCAUCGAAGAAGAGCGUGGCCGGAUACUCUCUCAUCUUUAUCUGUAUAUUCAUCAAGAAAAGGGGAGAGCUUCCGCCGGGUUGUUCAGCAACUUGUUGAUGAUGACGGCGACGUUAUCGAAAUGCGCCUCCUUCAUCCGCCGCCUCUUCGACGUGACCCAUAUUUUUGGCCACACCAACGAUCUCAUCGACCAGUUGAUCAUUGUCGGUUUG